Molecule: messenger RNA, 950 nt
Organism: Neolamprologus brichardi
Lineage: Eukaryota; Metazoa; Chordata; Actinopteri; Cichliformes; Cichlidae
Gene: c7h15orf40
Product: chromosome 7 C15orf40 homolog
Cellular component (GO): cytoplasm
Source: RefSeq, a predicted model, not a curated record
UCGUCAAAAAGCUAGCAAGCUAACAGAUAGCCGGUAGAUGUUUUCCUGUUCAUGUCUUGCCGUAGCUUGUCUUUACCGUGUUAAAUUUAUACCGUCUCUGCAGCAGGCUAGAUCUGUCACUUUAAAGGCUGUAACAUUACCCGACCUUGUGCUGGUGCUCAGCUGCCGGUACAGAGCCCCUCUGCCCGGUGUCGCCCUGCACAGAAGGCACUACUCCAGAAACAGACAAAUGCCCAAAAAGGUGAAAGAACAGCUGGCAGGUUGUGGAGGAGCGGCCGUAGCAGAAGCCUGUGGUCCAGUAACCAAAGACAAAAGUGGUGCUGUAACCAUAAGAGUUCAUGCAAAGCCCGGCUCCAAACACAACAGCAUCACAGAAGUUUCUACAGAGGCAGUAAGUGUUGCCAUCUCAGCACCACCUACAGAUGGAGAGGCCAAUGCUGAGCUUAUUCGCUACCUGGCUGAGGUUCUGGGCCUGAAGAAAAGUCACGUGUGUCUGGACAAGGUUGCUGAAACGGGUCCAGGUCCAGAGACAAAGUCAUCAAAGUGGACUCUUCUCUCAGUCCAGAGGAGGUGUUGAGGAAACUCAGACAGGCUGUAGGCUGACAAGAUGGAUGUCAGUUUCCAGCAGUCAUCCAAACUUACCUGGAUCUGUGUUUAAAGUAAUUGUCCCUACAACUAAUAAACUAAUAGCUGGUUGUGCCACCUUUGACAGCAGGAACUGCUAACCAAGUUUGGGAUACAUGGGAAUGAGUCAUUUACAAUUUGCUGUGCGAAAUUUUGGAAUGACAUGAACAGCCUGUUUAAGGUUAUUCCAAAGUGAGUUUUCCCUUGGAACUCUACCAUGGAUGCUAUUUUUGUGUAGUCUCUUAUAGGUGUUUCAUGAACGGGAGGGGGUGGGUGUUCUGUAUGAAGUAGGCAAAAGCGGAAUAAAAUUGAAAAUUUUGAAACCA